Molecule: messenger RNA, 1050 nt
Organism: Emys orbicularis (European pond turtle)
Lineage: Eukaryota; Metazoa; Chordata; Testudines; Emydidae
Gene: DBX1
Product: developing brain homeobox 1
Exons: 4
Coding region: 1-1050 (349 amino acids)
Biological process (GO): regulation of transcription by RNA polymerase II; cell differentiation in spinal cord
Molecular function (GO): DNA-binding transcription factor activity, RNA polymerase II-specific; DNA binding
Source: RefSeq, a predicted model, not a curated record
AUGAUGUUCCCAAGUCUCAUAGCUCCUCCGGCUGUGUACCCGAAUCUCCUGCGGCCAACUCCUACUUUAACUUUGCCUCAGUCUCUGCAGUCAGCCUUUUCUAGCCAUUCUAGCUUCUUGGUGGAAGAUUUGAUCAGGAUCAGCAGGCCUGCCAGUUACCUGCCUCGGAACGGCCCUCCGCCUAGCAUGUCCCCUCCAGCCUCCGGGACCAGCACAGCCAGGACAGACACUGUGACAUCAGAGCUCGUCAGCUGCAACACCUCUAGCGCUAGGAGGGUCUGUUCCCCGCAGACUUCAGUCUCAUCCAAUAACGAUUCCACUUUCCUGAAGUUUGGGGUCAACGCCAUCCUCUCGUCCACUCCUAGAGCUGAAACCUCCCCUGCGUUGCUUCCGAGUGUCCCUCCAAAGACAUUCUCCUUUCCAUACUUUGAAGGAUCCUUCCAGCCUUUUAUCAGAUCUUCUUAUUUCCCAGCGUCCUCCUCGGUCGUGCCUAUCCCCGGCACUUUCUCCUGGCCCCUGGCUGCUAGAGGGAAGCCCCGCAGAGGGAUGCUUCGCAGGGCAGUCUUCUCGGACGUGCAACGCAAAGCUCUGGAGAAAAUGUUUCAGAAGCAGAAGUACAUCAGCAAACCAGACAGGAAAAAGCUGGCAGCCAAACUGGGGCUCAAAGACUCGCAGGUGAAGAUCUGGUUCCAGAACAGAAGGAUGAAGUGGAGGAACUCCAAAGAGAGAGAGCUUCUCUCCUCCGGGGGCUGCAGGGAACAAACCUUACCCACCAAGUUCAACCCUCACCCAGACCUCAGCGACGUAGGCAAGAAAUGUUCAGAGGAGGAGGAGGAGGAGGAAGUGUCCCCUCUGUGCCCAGCCAGCCCUCGGCACACCCUGACCUACCACCAGUCCCCAGAGCACCUGCACUUGAGGGACAGACUGGACUCCCAGAUGCCCCCCUCUCCAUCCCACUCCAGCAGCCCCAGCAAACCUUCAGACUUCUCAGACUCGGAGGAAGAGGAUGAUGAGGGGGAAGAGGAAGAGGAGGAGAUCACAGUCUCUUAG